Suillus clintonianus is the source of this 1777-nucleotide messenger RNA. RefSeq lists its product as uncharacterized. Gene Ontology annotation, cellular component: membrane. The transcript is spliced from 3 exons. The record is from RefSeq and is a predicted model, not a curated record. NCBI's taxonomy places the organism in Eukaryota, Fungi, Basidiomycota, Agaricomycetes, Boletales, Suillaceae. Bases 250 to 1455 code for a protein of 401 amino acids.
UUGGACCAUCCAGGUGUUAGCAGGUAAGUCGUGCUUUAAAUUUUGCCAAUCUUUCCAUCCAGUGCCAAAUUUUCUUUCUUUCUUUCUUCCUUUUACUUACUCGUCUCCCAUUUAUUCGAAUACCGUCAUAAUUCGCGCUCACUGCAUACUAAUCGCUUCUCCAGUCACAUCCGUCGACCUUCCUCUCCUGCCUCUCACGCCCACUCAGCCUAUUCCCUCACACCUUCCACCAGGCCAAUCCUUGCAGACAUGCAGCUUCCUCUUGAGCCCCCCGCCCCUCUCUUUGCCGCCGAUGACUCCUCCUCAGGCCCCCCAUCUCCCCGCACAGAUAGCCCCACCCUCCCAAAGGACAUAUCUCUCUCCGUAAACUAUCUCCCUAACAAGUUUUCUUCUGGUUUGCUCUCUCCCACUCCCCGCAGGCGCAGACCAGCAAAGGCCAAUGCCGACCAUCCUGCUAUGCACAAAAGAGGUGGCGGUAGGGAGGCCUUUAAGAGCGGUGAAGCCCGUAUGCCCGCAGAGAGCGACGAAGACUACGACGGUAUCACCGGUCGUUGGUUCGGUGGCAAAGAAGGUGGUCACACUCGUCCCCGCAUGCACUGGAACAGGUUCAAAUGGGCACUCUCGAUCGCUAAUCUCGCAUUAUCCAUAUACGCCCUCGCAGGCCUCAUCUUCUGUCUUCUCACCUGGUUUGACGUAUUCGAACACGCAGACAUCGUCCGCGUAGGUAACCGAACAGAACUCGUGCUUUCCACAGCCGCUGCCAUCCUCGCCUCACUCACUUCCGUAAUCGGCUGGGCCGGCAUCCUUCUCAACAACCGCUCCUUCCUAGCAGUCUACACUUUCGCUCUCUGGCUCUGCUUUGCCCUCCUCAUCACACCCGGCUACAUGACCUACAAGCAGCGCACCUUCAAUCUCGAAGGCAAAAUUAAUGCUCAGUGGUCUCGCGAUCUCGGCGCAGACGGCCGUCUCAGGAUCCAAAACAAGCUCCAUUGCUGCGGAUAUUACUCCCCCUUCGUCGAAGCCACUAUCUCCCAAACCUGUUACGCCCGCUCCGUUCUCCCAGGGUGCAAAGAAGCUUACAUCAACUUCGAGAAACACGUCUUGUACCUUUGGUAUACGAUUGCUUUCUCCCUCGUCCCACUCCAGCUCGUCAUCAUGCUCGCAGGCCUCUUGUGCUCAAACCACGUAACCUACCGCUUCGGUAAAGGCAUGAUGCCCAAAGCCUAUAGGCUCAGUAUGGCAAGCAUGGCUGUUAUCAUGGAUAAUUACGCCAGUCAACUGGCAGAACAAUACGGCACCGAAAUCGCCUCCGACAUCGUAGCACGGUCCCGGCAUCUUGAUUCUAUGACACACAACUCUGGCGUUGCGAACGUGACGGGCACGACAUACGCACCCUCCCAUGGCAGGUACGAUUCCCUGGCAAUGAAGUCGCCUUCACCGAGAGAAUAUGAGUGAGCGAGCGAGACGACAGAUGGAUGGACUACUUUUUCUUUUUAACAUUUCUUUCACUGACAUACCGCUCUGAUACCGUUUUAGACUCUUGCUUUCUUAUUUACCCAGAUGGCGCUAAUCGUGUGCUGCUGGCUGCACGUUCUUACUUACUUACUAGUCUCGUUCGUUCCUGCCGUGCUUCGUACGCGAUCAUUCUAGUACGCUUCACGUACAUGCAGCUAUACAAUGGCUGCGUCCGUUCUUUACAUACGAUCAACGAAUAUACCGUCGUAAAUUCAAGCAUUUCUCGUGUAUUUGGGUGCAACACGAGUCGAUAAAUCAUCCC